Messenger RNA from Hippoglossus stenolepis (Pacific halibut), 2389 nucleotides. Its product is annotated as E3 ubiquitin-protein ligase TRIM50. Gene Ontology annotation, molecular function: protein binding; zinc ion binding. The record is from RefSeq and is a predicted model, not a curated record. Bases 721 to 2199 code for a protein of 492 amino acids. The transcript is spliced from 9 exons. NCBI's taxonomy places the organism in Eukaryota, Metazoa, Chordata, Actinopteri, Pleuronectiformes, Pleuronectidae.
AAAAUAUAUAUAUAAAUUAAAUAUCAGCGGAAUAAAUGUAAACAUGUACAAUUUAUUAUACAAUUUAUAGAAUAUGAAUAAAUACUAUAGAUAGAAUAUAAAUGAACAGAAUCUAUAGAAUAGAAUAUACUGUACAUAAUAUAAAUAAAUAGAAUAUAUACAAUAUAAAAUAGAAUAUAUACAAUAGAAAUUAAUACAAUGAAUAGAAUAUAAAUAAAUAGAAUAUAUACAAUCAACAGGAGAAAAAUCUGGUCAUUGUGUUUCCUGUACGUCUGUUUCCAUGGAGACGUGUUGCUUCUCAGGUGAAGGUGACUUUCAGGUUUUUAUCAGAUGAAACUUUUUAAAGCAGAUUAUCAGAAACAUUCAGGGACACUGAGUCACAGUAUCAUUAUUAUUGCUCUUAAUAAUAGUUAUAACAAUAAGAAGUCAAGGAGGAGGAACAAGAACAAUCUACACCGUCUGAAUACGACUGAAUUAUUCUGAUAUUUUUUCUAACCCUAUUUUGCAAACAUUCCAAACAUAAAGGACCAAUCAUCUUCCGGCUCCACCCACUGUGUUGGUCUAUUCAAUCACCUCAGAGAAAAAAACAACCUCCGUAUAAACAGAGUCAGAGCUGCAGUCACUCAAGUCUGGAGGCUUUGAUUUUAGGGUCCUGGUAGUUCUGGUCCUAGUGGACCUGGUGAUUCCAGACCCGGUGGUUCUGGUGCCAGUGCUGUGGAUAUGGAGCGUCGUCAGAGUCUGGAGGAGCAGCUCAGGUGUCCUGUCUGUCUGGACGUCUUCACUGAACCACUGAUGUUACAGUGUGGACACUCCUACUGCAGAUGUUGUGUGCGCUCCAUGACGAUGGACCUGCUCGGCCAGCUGCAGUGUCCUGUGUGUCGCUGUGCGGUGGACGGAGACAGUCCUUCUCCCAACGUUACUUUGGCUCGAAUUAUUGAGGCUCUGCAGGAAGUGAGUGUUUCAGGUGGAGCUCAGCUGGAGUCGUGUCCUCAACAUCACAACCCGCUCAGCCUUUACUGCGAGGACGAACUAACGGUGAUCUGUGGCCUCUGUGGAAGUAUCGGUGCUCACCGUGGACACAAGAUCACACCUGUGAGCUCCGUCUACAGCCGCAUGAAGGAGGAUAUUUCCUGUCUGAUGACGGAAUUCCAGCAGCAGAAACGUAAAGUCGAAGAUCACAUCUGUAAACUUUCGUACAACAGAUCGAGAAUCACGAAUGAGUCUGACGUGCUGAAGUGGGUGGUGAGGAAGGAGUUUGGCGAACUGCGGCGCUGCCUGGAGGAGGAGGAGGUGGGGUUCAUGCAGCAGGUGGAGACGUCUGCUGCCGUCCUUAUCCUAUCCCUCCAGAACCAGACGGACCAGUUAAACCAGAACCUGAACCGACUGCAGGAGGCGCACAUCACCCUGCAGGAGCUGAGCAACGAGGGACACUUGGACUUCAUCAUGAAGUACGGAUCAAUCGCUCCGAGGUUCAGAGAGAGUCAGAAGCUCCAGCAGAGGGAGCUCUUCAGCUCCGUCAACUUCAAACCAGGUUUCAACCACAACGACAUCAAACUCACAGUCUGGAAGAGACUACACCGAAAAGUCCUGCCAGCACCAGAGAUGUUGAAGCUGGAUCCUCAAACCGCUCACCCGAUGUUGGAGCUCCAUCACGGGGACACGGUGGUGUUCUGUGGGGCUGUGCUGCGGAGACUUCCUGAUAAUCCAGAGAGGUUCAGUUAUAGUUACUGCGUCCUCACCAACCGAGGCUUCUGCUCUGGGAAACACUACUGGGAGGUGGAGGUGGGUAACAAACCCAAAUGGCGUCUUGGUUUGGUCAAAGGAACAACCGGUCGGAAGUCCAAGCUGGUCAAGAGCCCAGAGAGUGGAGCGUGGCUGAUCGGACUGAAGGACGGAGUUUACGAAGCCUUCUCUUCACCCCGGGUCGUCCUCCCGGUGUCGACGCCCCCUCGCCGGGUGGGACUGUUCCUGGACUACGAGGGAGGAGGUCUGACCUUCUAUAACAGCGACAGUCCUGACGAGCUGGGCUUCAUCUACAGCUUCAGGCUGGACAUUCAGGGGAAAGUCUACCCCCUGCUGGACGUCUGCUGGCAUGACCGAGGAGACAACAAACAGCCCAUGAUCCUCCCCCAGCCUCACAGGGCCCACCUCCUCCCCCAACCCCUCCCACAGCCCCUCCCCCACAAACAGGAAAAGUGACAGAAUCGUCUCUGAGUGAAUACAACGUCAAAAUAAUCAGAUUAUAUUCAUUAUUAAUGAGACUUUUUCAUUUGCACCGCUCGUCUGUUUAUCUGCUCACAUUGAAAUUUCUGUAAUAAACAAUCAAAAAUGUAAAUAAACUUGAAGAACUUCAAUUAAUAAAAUCGAAAUUAGUUAAUUUUAGUUAAAA